Messenger RNA from Marasmius oreades (fairy-ring Marasmius), 315 nucleotides. RefSeq lists its product as uncharacterized. Lineage: Eukaryota; Fungi; Basidiomycota; Agaricomycetes; Agaricales; Marasmiaceae. Bases 1 to 315 code for a protein of 104 amino acids. The transcript has a single exon. The record is from RefSeq and is a predicted model, not a curated record.
AUGGCCAUGUCGGGUUCGGAUUUCGUUCAAGGAAGUGUUAUGGUUAAUAGGUGCGCUGUCUUUCUCUCCUUUAAAGGCGACAAGCGACUUGCUCAUCAUCAGAUCCUCUCCUUCUAUGACCGUCAUAUAGGAAGACCUCAAGGCCUCACCGCUCCUCUCGUCCCUCAGCCGCAUCAAUGUAAGCGAUCUACGAAGUUGAACCAAAGUCACGUGAUCCAUCGCGCUUCGGAUCCCUGUCAAGAACCCUUUCUUCAGUCUGGGGCUUGCUCACCGAGCACAGUUUUCGUCCUGUCAAGGAAAGUAGAUCUUAUAUAA